Molecule: messenger RNA, 1958 nt
Organism: Boleophthalmus pectinirostris (great blue-spotted mudskipper)
Lineage: Eukaryota; Metazoa; Chordata; Actinopteri; Gobiiformes; Gobiidae
Exons: 11
Coding region: 74-1522 (482 amino acids)
Molecular function (GO): protein binding
Source: RefSeq, a predicted model, not a curated record
CUCCACUCCAGGUGUCUGUUUUCAAUGAAAGGACAGGUCAGAAGUGCUCUCCCGUCUGAGAGAAGACGCAGAUAUGACUUCAGGAUUAUGUGAUUGCUGCUUGUUCUGUGAAUGUGCUGCUAAUGUCAAAAGUGUUUUUGUAAGCGCUGGACAAAGAUUAUUUGUGUUCUGCAGAAACAUUUUACAGUGUUCUACUUGUUUUGAAAAUCCCGAGGAUCCUACGGUGCUACAGUUGAAUGAAAAUAAAAAUGAACUAUGUAAUGACCAAAACCUUGAAACACUAAGAAGACUUGCAGCCUCAGAAAACCCCAAGAUGCAACAGACUGCAGCAGAGUAUUUUUUAAAUCUUAGUAAACACUUGAUAUCCCCUUUACCUGAUCCUUACUUGGGACCUGUCCUCACUUUACUAUACUCGCCUGACCUGAAAGUGCAGAAGACCACAGCCAUUUCCCUAAUCAACUUUUUACUAAAAGACACCAUUUAUAUUGACACAGUGGUUGAUAUGAAGAUUUUGGAGCCAUUGAUAGAGAUGUUCAAAUCUGGUGAUGCUGUAGCCCAGUGUACAUCCUGUGCAUGCAUAAUUAUCCUCUCCUCCUCAGAGUCAAAGGCAGAUACUAUAAUGCAUGAUGGCAUCAUCCCACUGUUGGCUUUAGCAAAAUCAUAUGAUCCACAAGUUCAGCAGGAUGCAGCUUGGGCCCUGUUACAACUAACACAGUCAGAAUCUUCAACUAAACUCUUGUGUCAGUGUGGGGCUCUCCCAGUCCUGGUCCUUCUGCUGCAGUCCUCAAACUCAAAGCUUCAGUUUCUCAGCUGUACAGCUCUGUAUAAUAUUGCCUCUGUACAGAAGCUCCAGCUAACACUGUUAAAUGCAUGUGGCUGCUUUUUAAUUCGAUCUCUAGUAAAUCUAAUGUCUUCUACAGUGACAAAGAAUGCAGCAAAAGCAUGUCAGUGUCUCCAACUUCUUGCCCACAAUGUGCAGAUCCAGGCCCAGUUGAUGGAACUAGACUGUGUUUUGCCAUUGAAAACAUUGUUGAGAACUUCCAGUCUAAUUUACAUUGAACCAGCCUUAACACUGCUGUGCACGAUGUCUUCACAUGCACCAAAUAAAGAUGUCUUAGUGGGUGAAGGAGUCCUGGAUGUCAUUGGCCAACUUUUUUAUUGUCAAAACCCCUGUCCCACACUAGUGAUAUGCUGCUCCAGUAUCAUCUCUCAUUUGUCCAACUCUGACAUUGGCCCACAGGCUAUCACAAACACUAUGUGCGUAUCAGGACUCUUGACAGCACUUGAAAACCAAAGUAUGUCAGAUGAGGCUUUGCUCCAAGUGACUUCGUGUUUACAGCAGCUUCUUAACAUUGGUACUUUAAGAUCUCAUGUGGUCGCACAAGUUGCAUCGGAGCAUAUUGCAAGGCUGGUGAAUUUAUCUGAGCCAACAAGAAAUCCUGUGUUAUCCUGCAAAUGUGCUGCUAUUUUAAGUAAAUUUAAACAGACAGGAAAGCUUCCCCUAUUGACUAAAUUUUAUUAAUGAAGGUUUGUACACUACAUAAUGAAUCAUAAAUUUCAAAAAAAAGAUCAGACAGACACAUUUGAGACAUUUUAAGCAACAGGCAUAACUUAUAAUGUAAUGCUUUUAUUUAAUAUUUAAUUUACAUUUAACAGACUUGCUAAACCAUAUAGUUAUAAUGGAACUAUACUUUUGUUAUAGCAAGUAAAUAAAAAUAAGCUAAGCACAUUUGGUUACACAAUGACUUAUUCAUUAAAUAAAUUGUCAAACCCUGCUUUUUGCUUUGUUAAAUGACUUCAUAUCAAACCUACAGUGCAAUAAAUGCUUUGAACUUGACUGGUCUAUGUUACCUCUAGCACAACUGAAACUAAGCCUUUGGGAACUACUCCAUAGCAGCUUUGAAAUAGCACUUGCUUAAGUUAUGUAAAAAGAUACAAUUUAAAUAUGAAGCAAUUCU